AUGGAUGGCCUGCUGUUUGCCUCAAGUGAGAGUGAUGCAUGCAUGCUGCCGGCUGAUUCGAUGUGUUCCAAGCCGUUUCGAGAGAUUUUUUGGUCGUCCAGUGACGAUGUGCAGCUUGAAGGUCCUGGAAACAAUCCGUUCGAGGAGUCAAGCAUGCUUGAUGAGAGAUUGCUUAAGGGCUCAUUAGAGGAGAUUACGAAUAGGAGAGAAAGCACAUGUGAGAUGAUAAAGAUGGCUGGAAGAGCACCGCUUCCAUCUGCUAUGAGUAAGAGGCAAGAAGUUGAUUUCUGGAACGACUUUGGAAAUGACGAGGUGAGUUCCCUGCCUACUCUUGGGUGUGGAAAGAGCGACAGCAUCCAAAGGAUAUCUGUUGAUGUUGCAAAGCAGGUCAUUGAGGGUGUGUAUGGUAUUGAGUAUCAGGUUAUUGAUUGCAGGUUCGCAUAUGAAUAUAAUGGAGGGCAUAUAAUGAAUGCAAUAAACAUAAGCUCAUCACGAGAGGUUGCCCCGUUGCUGAGAAGCCCAAAGGUGUUGAUUUUCCAUUGCGAGUUUUCCUCAAUAAGAGCGCCAAGGCUUGCACAGUGUCUUAGAAACAUGGACCGGAUGAGGAAUCCAUAUCCACAUUUGAGUGUUCCAGAGAUAUAUGUGAUGGAAGGAGGAUACAAGAAGUUUUACAGAAAGUAUCCUGAGAUGUGCAGCCCGCAGGGAUAUGUUGCCAUGAAUGAUCGAACGCACAGGAGCUUGUGUAAAAAAGAUAAAUUUAGAGUAAAUAAAAGAUGCUAG
Molecule: messenger RNA, 780 nt
Organism: Ordospora pajunii
Lineage: Eukaryota; Fungi; Microsporidia; Ordosporidae
Exons: 1
Coding region: 1-780 (259 amino acids)
Biological process (GO): G2/M transition of mitotic cell cycle; positive regulation of G2/M transition of mitotic cell cycle; positive regulation of G2/MI transition of meiotic cell cycle
Cellular component (GO): cytoplasm; nucleus
Molecular function (GO): protein tyrosine phosphatase activity
Source: RefSeq, a predicted model, not a curated record